AUGCCGGAUGUGCGGUUUACACAGCGCUCGGUUCGCAAAGCACUCUUCUCCCUGGACGUCAGCAAGUCGAGUGGGCCCGAUGGAAUCCCUCCCAUUGUGCUGAAGACGUGUGCUCCGGAGUUGGCACCGGUUUUAACGCGUCUUUUCCGGUACUCCUACUCCCAAGGCGUAGUCCCGAAUUCAUGGAAGACAGCUUUGGUCCACCCGAUCCCUAAAAAAGGUGACCGCUCAGACCCGUCCAACUACAGGCCUAUUGCCAUCACCUCCUUGUUCUCCAAAAUAAUGGAGUCCAUUAUAAACUGCCAGCUCAUGAGGUACCUUGAGGAUCACCAGCUGAUUAGUGACCGCCAGUAUGGUUUUCGUCGAGGUCGAUCAGCUGGUGAUCUUCUAGUCUAUCUGACUCAUAGAUGGGCGGAGGCAGUAGAGUCCAAGGGGGAGGCAUUGGCCGUUAGUUUGGACAUAGCGAAGGCCUUCGAUCGGGUCUGGCACAAAGCGCUUCUUUCGAAGCUUCCUUCCUAUGGGCUUCCCGAGAAAUUGUGCAAAUGGAUCACCAGUUUCCUUGCUGAUCGGAGCAUCAAGGUCGUAGUAGACGGUGCAUGCUCUGAUUUCAAGCCUAUCAACGCUGGUGUUCCACAAGGCUGCGUGCUAUCACCAACGCUGUUUCUCCUGCAUAUCAAUGAUAUGUUGCUAACUGGUAGCAUUCAUUGCUAUGCAGACGACAGCACUGGUGAUGCCUUAUAUACCAGCCGUGCCAAUAUUUCUCGGGAAAACGUCGCUGAGUACCGGGACAAACUUGUGUCUGAAGUCGAGUCUUUGCUUAACAAAGUCUCGGAUUGGGGCCGACUAAAUCUAGUCCAGUUCAAUCCCCAGAAGACACAAGUUUGCGCGUUUACCGCUAAAAAGAACCCCUUUGUCGUAUCUCCUCAGUUUCAAGGCACUCCCCUUGCUGCCUCAGCUAGUAUCGGAAUCCUUGGCGUCGACAUAUCGAAUAGUGUGCAGUUUCGUGGUCACUUGGAAGGGAAGGCCAAAUUGGCCUCUAAAAAGCUUGGCGUGCUCAGCAGAGCGAGACAGUAUUUCAUGUCGGCACAUCGCUUGCAACUUUACAAAGCGCAAGUUCGGCCCCACAUGGAAUACUGUUCUCCUCUCUGGGCCGGGGCACCCCAGUGCCAGCUCCUUCCACUUGACCGCAUCCAGCGCAGAGCGGUUCGAAUCGUCGACGACCGAGUUCUUUCUGAUCGGCUCGAUACACUGGCACUGCGUAGAGAUGUUGCAUCUCUUUGCGUAUUUUAUCGCAUCUAUCACGGGGAGUGCUCUGAGGAAUUGUUCGGACUAAUUCCAGCCGCUCAGUUUCACCAUCGCACAUCGCGACAAAACUCGCGUUUCCAUCCAUACCAUCUGGAUAAUUGGCGGUCCACCACUGUGCGAUUUAGAAGAAGUUUUCUCCCUCGCACAACUUCCUUGUGGAAUCAAUUACCACCAGCGAAUUUUCCGGACCGAUACGACUUAGGAACCUUCAAGAAAAGAGCUUACACCUUUCUAAAAGGCCGGCAACGCAUCUGCAAUUCCCCUGGUGUUGCGGUUGUUCAUGGGCGGCGGUAG
Messenger RNA from Parnassius mnemosyne (clouded apollo), 1599 nucleotides. Lineage: Eukaryota; Metazoa; Arthropoda; Insecta; Lepidoptera; Papilionidae. The record is from the annotation of a GenBank genome assembly.